This is a messenger RNA of Humulus lupulus (European hop), 2560 nucleotides long. RefSeq lists its product as uncharacterized. The record is from RefSeq and is a predicted model, not a curated record. NCBI's taxonomy places the organism in Eukaryota, Viridiplantae, Streptophyta, Magnoliopsida, Rosales, Cannabaceae. The coding region runs from base 1580 to 2560 and encodes 326 amino acids. The transcript has 2 exons.
UUCUCCACAUUUGGGUUAUUUUUUCUCUUAUUUGAUAUUGUUUAUAGUAUACACUGUAAGUGUCAUCGAUUUUCUGAAUUUUAAAUGUUAUAUAUUAAUAGGUUUUCUCUACCAUUUAAGCCACCUCAAUCUUAAGAAUCGUUCUCCACGUUUGGAAAUUCUUCAAAGGUUUCGUUGGAUCUGAGUUGAUUAUCAUUAAAGGUAUGUUCUUCAUUUUGAAAUUAUUUAUGUGAAGCAGAAUGUUUAGUGUUUUAAUGAUAAUUAUUACUUUAUACUGUCCACUCUGUUUAUACUUUAUUUAUUUGUAUAUAUAUAUAUAUAUUGUGUCAUCUUUGUUCAUUUUGACCAUGUAUUUUUUUUCUUAGCUGAAACUCCUCUCUCAAAGAAAAGAUAUUGGUAUGCAAAUUUACCCGAGAAAAGAAAAGAACAAAUAAAAAAAAAACGAAGAGACACAUACUUACAAAAUAAAAUUUCUGCUAAACUUUCAGGUACAUUUUAGUGACUUUAAUUUCAUAUAAUAAGAAUUUAGCUCAACCAACUAUAUAUGUUUCCCAACAAUUUAGAAUUAUAUUUUAUUAGAUUCUUCCUUAACUCAAUUGCAAGUUUAUGUCAACCCAUCAGACAUAAUAGACGAAACUAGAUGGAAUAACAUCAGCUCUUCCACUUCCUUUGAAGUUGGUAAGGGAUUUAGUAAUUUAGAAUUUUAUUGUCUCCUCACAAUUGUGUUUUCUAAAAUCACCACACAUGCUAUCAUGUGAUCCAUAUGUGUCAUGCUAAAAGAUUUUCUCGUGAAUCGAAAGAGUUUUGUUGUGCUGAUGGUCGUAUAUCAUUAGCAUCAAAUAAUAUACCACCAGAACUGUAUCUUCUAUUUACAUCUUCAAAUGAAGAUUCAAUACAGUUUCGAAAGUACAUUCGAACAUAUAACAAUUGUUUUGCCUUCACAUCUUUUAGUGUGAAAUACGACAAAAACUUAUGCAAAAGAAAUAAAGGAAUGUAUACAUUUAGAGUUCAAGGACAAGUGUUUCACUUUAUAAACGAUUUGCUACCACCAAAUGAGCAACCUUCUUACCUACAACUUUACUUUUAUGACACAGAACAUGAACUACAACAUCGAAUGUCCACUUCAUCAAAGAUGAAUGUAUCUGUGUUGACAAAGAUAAUUGAUAUAUGAAAAAUCAACCCAUACUCUCAUUUCUUUAGAAACCUUAGACAACUAUCUGAUAUAGAUAGUUGUAAAAUCAUCAUUCGAUCAAACAAUGACAUAGAUACGAGUUUAUAAUGCUCCAUCAGAAUCUCAAGUUCUGCCGACCAACGUAAAGGGCGAGAUAUUAUUAUUCAAAGUCAUAAUGGCCAUUCGCACAAAGUUGAAUAUUAUUUUGGUUGUUAUGAACCCGUGCAAUAUUAGUUAUUAUUUCCAUAUAGAGAAAAUGGCUGGCAUUGUGGGAUUCAGAAAGUACACAAAAAUAUAAUUCCAGCACAGAUUGUUGAUGAGCCCUCCAUUACUCUCGAAACGACAAAUUUUGAAAUCGAACUUUUCGACAAAGAAUUAAAAAGGUAUAUAAAAUUCUUCAAAUUAGUUAUGCUUGUUAUCAUAUUUAGUGACACAUCACAUUGUUAUGGUUUUGCAGCAUCUAGAAAGAGAAACAACAAAAAUACUGUGUCUUGUCGAGAAUAUUACAACUACAAAUUACAAAUCAGAUCUUUUGAGAACUCAAUAUUGCUCCAUUCUGGAAGACUGUUACAACAAUAUGUUGUUGACAUGUAUGUGAAGUUUGAAACAUCUAGAUUGGACUAUUUUCGGCUCAAUCAAAAAGCGAUUCGAGCUGAACUAUAUCAAGGUAUUAUUGAUAGCAUUGAGCAUGGUGAAACUCACGGAUCUCAAGUUGGACAACGAAUCAUUUUUCCAUCAUCAUUCAUUGGAUGUCCUAGAGAUAUGAAGAAAAGAUAUAUGGAUGCAAUGACAUUAGUUAAAAAAUUUGGAAAGCCAGAUAUAUUUCUCACUAUGACAUGUAAUCCUAAUUGGCCUGAAAUCAAAGAAGAGCUACAACGAAACGAUGAAGUUCAUAAUAGGCCUGACUUAGUUGUACGCAUUUUCAAAGCAAAAUUAGAAGAGUUGAAAAUUCAUUUGUUUAAAAGACAAAUAUUUGGACAAGUUGGUGCACAUGUAUAUGUCAUUGAAUUUCAAAAAAGAGUACUUCUGCAUGCUCACUUUUUGAUAAUUUUGAAAUCAAAUUCAAAAUUAUAUGCACCUGAAUGUUUUGAUAAAGUUGUUUCAAGAAAAAUUCCUCACUGUCAUUUAUAUGCUAUGAUUCUUAAACACAUGAUACAUGGUCCAUGUGGCAAUUUAAACCCAACAAAUGCUUGUAUGACAAAAAAGGGAAAUUGUAGAAACCAUUAUCCAAAGUCUUUUUGUCUUACAACAACUCAAGGAGAAAACUCAUAUCCUAAAUAUAGACGUCAGGAUGAUAAACAAAAAAUUCAAGUAAGAGGAGCUACGUUAGACAACGUUGGGUUGUUCCAUAUAAUGCAUUUUUACUUGCGAAAUUUGAUUGUCACAUGA